GCCGCUCCCCUUCUGACUCUCCCCGCCUCAUUGAGAUCACAUGGAAUUUAUGUUAAAAAAUAGAAAAAAAACCAACUAGGGGACCAGAAAGAGUGCAAGCAGUGAGCACAAUGGAGCAGAGAUAUUAAAUUGACAGGGAGACUGUGGCUGUGACUGAGACACACAUUAUGGGACAGACCAAUGGAAGAGCACCUAGAAAGAUUUUGCGGCUGACCAUUCAAGAGCAAUCUAAGAUUAUAGAUUAAAAAUCUGAGUUAAAAUAACAGUCCAUCGCAGAAGAAAUGGAACCAUCAAAGUUGCCAUCUAUAACAGAAGACUUUCAGAAACUAGAGUUUGAACCAGAUAAGGGCAUAGAAACUCAUGAGCAGGUCUCUAAAACACAAUGGCAAAGUCACACCAGAAAGAUGAACCACCGGUCCGUACAGAGAGAAAGCUUAAAUGACCUUCCUGAACAUGAAGUGAAAAAGAGCACAGUGAGAGCCUCGGACCGCUCCAUCUCGAGCACUUCCACCUGCUCAUCAAUUACGUAUUCUUCUCCAGAAAGUGACCAGGUAUUCAGUGAAGAAGAAGACCUCCAGAUAAAGCGCAAAACUCUACGUAAGACUAAAUCAUGGAAGACCUUCUUCACAAUGGUCCAUUGGUCCCUUCGACGGCAGAAUUCAUGGGUACAGCUGGCUGGGCACGAAGGUAACUUCAAGGCAAGUGAGCGAGGCCACAUCUUGAAAAAGUUCAGUCCUGUGGAAAACGCGUGUCUGGAAGCACUCAUGCAGGAUGCCCUCAAGCCAUAUGUACCCACCUAUCAUGGCCAGGUGGAGAGAGAGGGUCAAAAGUAUAUCAAGAUGGAGGACCUCCUGAAAGGACUUGAAGGGCCUAGCAUUAUGGACUGCAAAAUGGGUAUAAGGACAUACCUUGAGGAGGAACUUGAGAAGGCCCUACUGAAACCUACCCCACGCAAAGACAUGUAUAACAAGAUGGUGAGUAUUGAUCCGUCUGCCCCCACAAGUGAGGAGAACGAUCUGAGAGCCAUCACCAAGCCUCGCUACAUGCAGUGGAGGGAGACUGUAAGCUCCACAGCAGAGUUAGGUUUCCGUAUCGAAGGUGUCACGAUUGAGGGAGGACCCGUUAAGAAAGACUUCAAGCAAAUGAAAAGCCGAGAAAAUAUCAUGGAGACAUUCAUCAUAUUUACCAAGGGACAGGAGAAUAUUUUGGCCGCAUACGUAAACCGUUUGGAGAGUAUGCACAAAGUACUACAAGACUCCGCAUUCUUUGGUUCUCACGAGGUGAUUGGAAGCUCGCUGCUUUUUGUUCAUGACCGCCGUGGAUUCUCAAAUGUGUGGAUGAUUGAUUUUGGAAAAACAUCUCCAGCACCCACUAACCUUACCCUGCGACAUGAUGUUCCCUGGGAAGCUGGCAACCAUGAGGAUGGCUACCUAAUAGGACUGCAAAACCUAAUUCAAACCAUGCAGGAGACAAUACGCAAAAUAGAGGAAAGCAAGGAAACUCAAGUUAAAGAGUCGGGGGAAGGACAAGAAGAAACAGAAGAUGUAGAAAUUAAGAGGGAAGAGACAUCAACAAUAAUGGAUACAAAUGACACUGUAACAAAGAGAGGACUUUUAGCACAGGAAUAAGCACUAAAGGAAAUGGUCCAAACACCAUCUGCAGAGAAAGGCAACAAGGCAGUGGGACAUAAGAGUUGUUAAGUCUUAUAAACCAGGUUGUGAUUAGCAUAGUUAGCGUGAUGAACUUGGCUCCUUGCUGCUUCAUUCCAGGAAUUGACAUUAACAAACAAACAAAAAAAGGCUUCCUUAAUAUUAGAAUCAUGAUGAAAAGCUGGCCAACUCCAAUAUGGAGUGCAGAUAGAUAAUGCAGGGCUUGAUCUUCCAUGAAGAUGAGGACACUGUAGAACUACAGAUAGUAAACAAAACAUUCAUCCACAUCAGGGAAGACCAGUAUGGACCUCUUCUGUUUGCAUGACUCUUCGGUGGGACUUUCUAACUUGUUGCUCAUUUCUGUCUUUAUCACUGUAUCAUUAUGCUGGGGGUGGGAAGGAGGGGGCACACAGAUUUCUAAAUUUUUGAUGGUCACCCUAUAAUAAAAUGGACUCACGGGUCCCUUUUGGCAGUGUU
This is a messenger RNA of Pelobates fuscus (common spadefoot toad), 2126 nucleotides long. Its product is annotated as inositol-trisphosphate 3-kinase B-like. Gene Ontology annotation, cellular component: nucleus; cytoplasm. The record is from RefSeq and is a predicted model, not a curated record. Bases 282 to 1628 code for a protein of 448 amino acids. Gene Ontology annotation, biological process: inositol phosphate biosynthetic process. Lineage: Eukaryota; Metazoa; Chordata; Amphibia; Anura; Pelobatidae. The transcript has 8 exons. Gene Ontology annotation, molecular function: inositol tetrakisphosphate kinase activity; inositol-1,4,5-trisphosphate 3-kinase activity.